Messenger RNA from Prunus mume (Japanese apricot), 2595 nucleotides. NCBI's taxonomy places the organism in Eukaryota, Viridiplantae, Streptophyta, Magnoliopsida, Rosales, Rosaceae. The record is from RefSeq and is a predicted model, not a curated record.
GAGUUUGAAUUAUUUUUGGUAAUAGGUCAAUGAAAUUAAGCAACUCAAACAAAUAACACAUAAAAGAGGAGGGUGUUUGUGAUUGAAGGUGAAGGUUCAAGUCCACAAUGUAUUCUGUUGUGAAUCCACAAUGUAUUCUGUCGUGAAGUUUUUCUUCGUGACGAAGAAAAAUUCACAUUCAAAAGCGAAAGCAGCUUUGAUACCCAAAAGGAGAAAAGGAAAAAGCAGAUGACUUUGAUUUUACCAAUCAAAACACUGGCCCAAUUUCCACAAGCCAAAACUAAAGGGAAGAGAAUCAAACUUGAAUUCAAUGCCGUGGUGAUCAGAUGAGUGAUGAUAUGUGACUGGCACUGCAGGGUGUAAGCAAACCCAGCAACCCAGCUUCCUUAUCAAAAACACGAUCAGCAGUGAUGUUGAAAGCUCCCAUUGGCCUCCCAAAUCCCGAUGUUCCGCCAAAUGCUGAAUUCUCUGAUCUCGAUCUUGCCAUCCUUGAAGAGAUUCGGAAACUUGAUGCCCGCCUUGAUAAAAUUCGGAAACUCGACCCCUCCUGCUUGAUAAGAUUCGAAAAUUCGACCCCGACGUCCAUGAUGAGCUUUAUAACAAUCAGGUGUCCAAGGACAAGAUGAAGGAAAGGGAAGGGUUGGCAGCAGAGAAGCCAGGCCAGACAGAAUGCAAGGAUUAUUCCAGGUCAGGAGGACGUAAAUAUGAAAAAGCUUGUAGUUUAAAUCGCCGAAGAGGGGAACCUUCUGUAGCUCCAAUUCUAGAAUGUAACUUUCUGGGCCUGCCGGCCGGGGAAGAAAGACUGUUCCUUCUAUAUGCGAAAUGCCUCCUGCAUGUUUGGUACAAACUGCAGGUUUAAUCACCCUGAUCCUACAGCUGCAAGAGAAUCUGACCCCCCAUGGUAAUGGCGGAUCUGCAUCAUUACAAGGUGCAUCGUCAUCAACAGCAGCACCAUGGUCUGCACCAAGAUCAUUGAAUGAUGCUCCGCUUUAUGUGCCAAUGGCGAUUCUGCAUGUUCAGAUAGGAAGCUGGGGUAAUGCAGAUGGGGUUUGGGUCCAAUCAAAGGCAGGAAACAAAGAUGAAGCAAGUGGCUGGACAAAACCUGCUUUUAUUAAUGAGAAUCAGAAUGACAGUUGGAAGAAACCAAGUGGUGUAGAUGACAAUAAAAGAGCUUCCUGGGGUAAAGCAGAUGGAGGUUCUACUUGGACUAAACAAAAUGGAGAUGCUACAUGGAAUAAACAAGGUGAAGAUUCUACUAGGAAUAAACAAGAUAGCAGUUCUGCUUGGAAUAAACCAGCAGGAGAUUCUUCUUGGAGUAAACAAGCUGGAGGGUCUUCAUGGUGUAAACAAGCUGAUGUAACAGCAGGACAUGAGUCUGGCGGAGUGGGGAAUCAAGAUAAUGGUUGGAAGAGAGCAAGUUCUUUUGGUGGCAGUCAAUCAAUAGAUGGUGUGAAUGGAGACCAACCUGAGGAUUUCAAUAAUAAUCGAAGUGGUGGGAAUUGGAGAGGUGGUUCAGGUAGAGGAAAUUCAGACAGAGGAGGUUUUAGAGGUGGACGGGGUUUUGUAGGUAGAGGUGGUGAUAGAGAGGAGGAUAGAGGGGGUUUUGGACGUAGAUGGGGUUUUGGUGGUAGAGGUAGAGACAGAGGGAGCUUUGGUGGUAGAGGUAGAUCAGACAAAGGAGGGUUUGGUGGUAGAGGCUAUGGAGGAAGAGGCCGUGGGGGGUAUCAAAGUGGUGGUUGGAGCAAUAGAAAUGAAUCUAUUGAUAAUAACUCAUCAGGCUGGAGCAAAGGGGCAGACGGUGCUGGCGAGGGAUGGAAAAGGGACAAUGGUGGAGGAAGUUGGAACCAAGGAGGUGGCAGUAAGAACGAUUGGCAGGGUAGGAACUCUAGCGGAUGGAGUAGCCAGAGCUCCGGUUGGAACCAGUCUGAUGUGACUAAAGGAAUUGGUGGUUCGGGAUCAGGUUGGAAUCAGACAGUGGAGGCAAAAUAUACUGCUGGCACUCAGGACAAGGGAACAGGUUCUCAUAAUGAAAUGGGCAGAAGCUGGGGAAACAAUUGGAAAUCAUCAGAUGCUUCUAAUGGGGACCAAUCGUCUAGGUGGAAACAAUCGACUGCAGCCAAAGAAGUCAAAGGAAACACUGAUCAAGACGGCGGCUGGAACAAGGGACCGAGCUCAAACGCACAAGCUGGAGGCUGGGGCAACCAGGGUUCAGGUUGGAACAAAGGAACGGGUUCAGGAUUUGGAGGCGGUACCGGAGAGCAACCAAGUGCUGCUGUUGGAGGUCAAUCAUCUGACUGGAAGCAAUCAAGUGCUGCAAGCGGGGCUCAAUCCUCUAGUUGGAAUCAAUCUGGUGAGGCAAAACAAGGAACUGAUGAAGGUGCAAAACCGACUAAUUCAUGGGGCAAAGCAGCAGCAGCAAGCUCUUGGGGGCAAGGGUUCUGAUGGUGGAAGUAGCAAAGGAGGGUGAUGAUCAAAUCACGUCUUAAAUGGUGUAGAUACUGCUUUGUCUUUUGCAGAGCUAAAAGGAUCUUAACUUAAACCCCCGUAUCUAUUGACAAUGGUUGAAAUUUUGGAUGAACCCCAAUCUUGGCUAAA